This is a messenger RNA of Penicillium taxi, 1533 nucleotides long. RefSeq names its product DNA-protein crosslink repair co-factor UBX5. The record is from RefSeq and is a predicted model, not a curated record. Lineage: Eukaryota; Fungi; Ascomycota; Eurotiomycetes; Eurotiales; Aspergillaceae. Gene Ontology annotation, molecular function: ubiquitin binding. The transcript is spliced from 2 exons. Gene Ontology annotation, biological process: proteasome-mediated ubiquitin-dependent protein catabolic process. The coding region runs from base 1 to 1533 and encodes 510 amino acids. Gene Ontology annotation, cellular component: nucleus.
AUGGACGAUGAUCUGGUGGCCCAGUUCACUGAAAUUACUGGCUCAACACCCGAGCUUGCGACACAGUACUUGCAGCUCACCGAUUUUAACAUCGAGCAGGCCUUGCCACUCUAUUUUGAGAAUGGAGGAGCUCAGUUGACUGAACCUGCGCGACCAACCGAACGUGCCCGACACGAGGAUGAAGCUGGCGUAAUUCAUGUCGGCUCAGAUACCGAUGACGACAUCCGAGUUGGCGAAGAUUCCCUCCAAGACACCAACGCAACAUUCGAAGACGAUGCUGCCAUGGCCCGUCGCCUCCAAGAGGAAAUGUAUGGCGGUGGAGGUGCAAACAACCUCGAUGAUGACGGAGUGCGGGCGCCUAUGGCGCGUACAACCGAGACGUUAGUGGGGCCAGAAGCUGAUGAUGCGGAUUUUCCUGCCGACAUUUUUAGCCAGAUGCGCUCUCGUAGUGACCGUCGUGGUCGACCUGGCAUAUUCAACCAGCGUGACACUUCAUCAAUAUGGAACCAAGGCUCUGCUGCAUCGCACCAGGAACAACUCUCGAGAGCGACCGGUGGUGCGUCGGACGAAUCCAACAAAUCUAAUAUGCUUGCAGAGAUGUAUCGCCCCCCGUUUGAGAUCAUGUCACGGCUCCCGUGGGAUGCGGCCCGCCAAGAAGGAAAAGACAACCAAAAGUGGCUGCUGGUCAACAUUCAGGACUCCUCCAUAUUUGACUGCCAAGUCUUGAAUCGCGAUCUUUGGAAAAACAAGGCUGUUCAGGAGACAGUCAAGGAACAUUUUAUCUUUCUACAAUUCUCGAAGGACGACCCUCGAGCUUUGUCAUAUCUUCAAUACUACUUUCAAGGCCACAACGUCUCUGAUAACUUCCCCCACAUCUCCAUUGUUGACCCUCGAACUGGUGAGCAAAUGAAGGUGUGGUCCGGAGCUCCUGUUGUGAAGUCCUCGGACUUUCUUAUUCAACUCCACGAGUUCCUUGAUCGUUACAGCUUGAACAACAACGUGCGCAAUCCUAUCGCGAAGCGAAAAUCAGAGAAGAAAGAGGUGAACCUUGACGCGAUGACCGAAGAAGAGAUGAUGGAGUGGGCCCUGCGAAACAGUCUGGGUGAAGAGCAGUCCUCGGAGCGGAAGACGGAAGACCUCGACGACCUAACCCGCAGCAUCGACGAUGUUAAGGGCAAAGCCCGGGCGACAGAUGAGGAUGACACAAUGGAUGAAAAAGCAGACGACCCAGAAAGCUCUGCAUUUUCCGCUAUCCCUAGUGACCAACUGCACACCGAGCCUGCAGUCGAUCCAGCCACGACUACCCGGAUUCAAUUCCGCCACCCAUCUGGCCGCAUCAUUCGGCGGUUCGCACUGGCCGACCCAGUUCAACGCAUUUAUGAAUGGCUUAAGGCCGAACCUCUUGAAGACAAGGCGGGUGUGGCAUUUGAGCUGAACGCGAUGGGACGCAACCUCAUGGACAAGCUUAGCACGAGCAUUGAAGAUGCGGGAUUGAAGAACGGCACAGUCAUGAUCGGUUUUCUUGAGGAUUAG